This is a messenger RNA of Drosophila takahashii, 3855 nucleotides long. RefSeq lists its product as uncharacterized. The record is from RefSeq and is a predicted model, not a curated record. Gene Ontology annotation, cellular component: membrane. NCBI's taxonomy places the organism in Eukaryota, Metazoa, Arthropoda, Insecta, Diptera, Drosophilidae.
CGGUUUGUCAGUGUUUUUUUUUUUGUGUUUUUGGUGGCAGGAACAGCAACAGGAAUCAGUUUGUUUCAAGGCGUCGGAGCGCACAGUUCGGAUUGUAUUUGGUAUCCUGUAGAGGCGCUUCUUUCUCGUAUUUUUGCAAGGCUGCGGGUCCUUUCCUCGUGUUUACAGCCCGCAACUGCUGUCAAAACAGUUCCUCUGUUCUGUGUGUGUUGUGUAUUGUGUGCCAUGUCUGUUUUGUGUGUGUGCUUUGAAUAAAUGCUCCUCAGUGCCCCCAAAUGCUGAACUCAUUAGCUAGCCAUCGACUUUUCUACAACGGCCAAAUCAUAGGAGUUACUAUUACUCGUAAAGGAUAUAGAUAGAGUUACGCCGGUCAGGAUGAUUCAGAGACUGACACAUCGUCCCAACUGCAGUCCUCUGGUGGUGUUCAUGUUACUGCUAAUCGACCAGCGAUUGAUGGUGGACUCAAGUGUUCCUGUGCUGCAAAAUCCCUCAGAUGAAUACACAAAGUAUGUGCCGAUUGAGGAAAUGAAAUUGCCAGAGGAUCAGGAGCUGGUUGUGCGACUGCCCUCAAACUCACUGCUCAAGUACACAUCCUACAAGGAUGUCUCCAUCCUGCAUUUCGAUGUUCCACCCGAUUCCCGAACAGCUUACUUCACAUUCAAAGCUUUCGAGGAUCCCAAAAGUGCCUUUCAACGAAAGUGCAAGCCCAAGGAUGUCACGCUGCAUCUGAAGGCGAGCAGUUACCCAGUGAUAAGUCCCGAAAAUAUAACCUUUCCCAAGAACUUCUUUACCACGGAUCAGAGAUUCAAGGUAUAUAAUCUGCAGUUCUUAUCCGAUGAACAGCAGCAGCGUAUCACCAUAGAGGGUCCUCACAUAGGCAACUGGUUUGCAGUGGCUUUUGUGAGUUGGUCAGAUCCCAAUAAUGACCGCAUUGAACAACAAGGACUCACAGCCUCAUGUGACACACUGUUGUCCGCCGAGAUGUCCGUGUCCCGAUUCCGUCCGAUUAUCAUAAACAAUGGCCAGGAGCAUCAGGACAAUCUAACUAGUCAUGUUCUGGGCUCCGAGCCCAGUGGAGUUAAUGGAACCAAUAUCAAGGAGGGAGCAUCCAGACUCCUGCGCUCCAUUCCGCCCAAGCAGCAACAGAGGACAACAACAGCUGUUGUCGAAUCGAAAGCUGCUCAAUUUCAGAAUAUCACGGAAAACCACAACAGCACACCGACCGCAAACAAUGAAAUCAUUUACAGAUUCUAUGUGCCAGACGAUAUAGGCGAUGCCACGGUCCGGAUAACAUUCGACCAAGUCUGCGACGACUGUCCGGCGGUGGGCUUCCAUGUGCGGGCCAAUGGAUACCCAAUGGGCGGUACUACGGAUCAGAGCCAUGGCCAUGGGACCAUCAUCCGGCCAAACCAGACGACGGAAAUCUCUAUUCCGUUCGGCGUGCAGCCAAAUGCCUGGCACUAUGCCCUGUUGACCUUUGUCAACGGGGCGGAUGAAUCGGAAAUACCAGUCGAAAGCAGCAAUCAUAGUUUAUCGUAUGCUUUGCAAAUUGAUUACAUAGCCGAAGAGCCGGUUAGCCUGGCGGAGAAACCAAAGAGUCUUACGAACACCUCCAACAGUUCCACUCCGAAUCCCUGGGAACCCACCAAAUUCCGUCAAAUGAACUUUUACUCGCUGCUACGGCAGACGUACCGCGAAUUCUUUAUGUUCGACUACGAUCUGCGGCCGGACGUCAAUGGCACGGUGCCCGAAACACUCAAUCUCACGGCCAAAACCCAUUCUGGAUUUUCCUUUGACCUGGGCGAAGUUUCGGACAUCGGUGGGACCUUAACCUUCGCCAUUUCCAUGAAGGAGUCGCAUCGCGCCAGUUUGCGGUUGAGCCCGCCCACUCAGUCACCGGAUCUGGGCGGUAUCCUGGCCGAGCGGCUGAUCGGGGAUCCCAAGGAGGAGGUAGUGCCCGCCAUCAAAACAUCCAGCAACCAGAGCAUGCAGAUUGUCGUCUGCAUGCAGCUGGGUGAGCCAGGCGAGCCGGAAUAUCCGGACAAGUGUCGCUACGGACAGCGGCUGAAGCAGGCCUCCAUUAUUGUGAACCACACGGAGAACAUGGGCCUGGUCCACGUACCCUUCCCCGAGAGCGGACGAUGGUAUGUGACCAUGGGCUUGUUCUGUCACGGAUCCGGAACCGCUCGAGUGUCCAUCAUGGAGAGCGUGAAGGAGUUUAUCAGGAAGCACCAGGACAUGUUGGGGGAUAUGCGUUCCCCAUGUGACUGUGCCGAAUCUGUACCCCGCUACACAGACUGUUUGAAAUCACCGGAUUGCCUGGAGGCAAUGAACGAAACCGAGACGCUAAAGGUGAAGGAGUGCAUUAUGGACGACAAGUGCAGCAGCAAUUCCAAGCAGAUGACGCGGCUCUUCGUCGAGCACCACAAGGCGGCCAUGGAGCAGCAUGUGGCGGUGGAGAACUGCAAUACCUCGGUGGUCUUUUCGGUGUCCUCCAGUCCCUGUGUGGCGGGGAGAUGUGGACGCUUUGGGCGGUGCUAUCACUACAUGUCCGGCGGAUUCGUAUUCUCCACAUGCGUCUGCUCGAAGGGCUAUCGCGGAUGGGAUUGCACGGAGGACUCGCAGGUGCCCACCAACAUGUCCAUUCUGAUGGCCACCCUGCUGCUGACGCUGAGCAACCUGCUCUUCUUCCCGAGCAUCUACAUGGCGGUCAAGAGGCGCUACUACACCGAGGGCGUCAUCUACUUCUUCGCCAUGUUCUUCUCGAUUUUCUACCACGCCUGCGACGCUGGCGAGGAUGAGUACAGCUUCUGCCUGGUGAAGAUCGGGGUGCUGCAGUUCUGCGACUUCUACUGCGGCCUGCUGAGCAUCUGGGUGACCCUGGUGGCCAUGGCUCAUGUCCGUUCGGAGUUUGUCUCUCUGCUGCAUAUGUUUGGAGCCAUUCUGUUGGCCUUUGGAACGGAGCUGAAUAAGCAGAGCUUGUGGGUAUUCCUGGCCCCGGCUCUAACGGGGAUCUGCCUGAUCUCGACCAGCUGGGGACUGAGAUGUGCCAAGUCAAGGAAGCUAUUCCCCUCGCGAAGAUACCUCUCGGUGUGGCUGCCCUUCGGUCUGACCCUCGUGGUCGCCGGCCUGGUGUGCUAUGCCUUCCUGCAGACCAAGCAAAAUUACCACAUUGUCCACUCCAUCUGGCACAUGGUGAUGGCGCUGAGCAUCCUCUGCCUGCUGCCCUCCAGAAAGUCCUUCCUGCCGAAGUGCUAGCACGCGGCGUACAGUUCCCACGCCAGGGAGCUCCUGCUGGCUCAGGAUCAGGAGUUCCACAUGUGAGUGGAAAUAGGUGACUCGAUAGCUUUCCCUCGCUAACCCAGGGAAACAACAACGUUACAGGACCUUAACUAGUACGGUAGAAUAAAAACCCUAUUUUAGUUUGUACAUAACAAUACUCAUAGAUGUAGUUGCUAAACUAAAGAGAUCGCGGAAUUGAUCAACUGAGCACUGAAUGUUCACUAAAUGGAUGCACGGAUAAAUAGAUGGAUACAGUUACUCAAUCGUUAUGAUGUUCGUUUACCUAUCCUUUGCCAUGAAAAUCUAUGCACUAAGACCUAAAAACAUAAACUUUCUAGAAACUAUUUCAACAGCCUUAUUAAAUGUAAUGAAUGUAUCCCAUAACUUAUAGUGUAUAUACAUAAAUACUUGUUGUUAGAUAAAUCGCAGACUGUAAGAUUAGCUAAUAAAUAGGACCUAAUCUAAAAUAUCGUCUGCACUUAUUUAAAAUAAUCAAUUUAUUGAUAUUGGAUAUUGAAGAAAUUGAUAUACAAAAUUCGAGACUUCAAUUUGUGUUUUGUUGCGGAAAACGUU